Molecule: messenger RNA, 1701 nt
Organism: Heterostelium album PN500
Lineage: Eukaryota; Evosea; Eumycetozoa; Acytosteliales; Acytosteliaceae
Product: S1C family serine protease
Exons: 2
Coding region: 1-1701 (566 amino acids)
Biological process (GO): proteolysis
Molecular function (GO): serine-type endopeptidase activity; protein binding
Source: RefSeq, a predicted model, not a curated record
AUGAUGAAUAAUAUUUCAAAAUAUUUAUAUAGAGCAGGUAGUAAUGGUAGUUUUUUAAAAUCAAAUAAAUAUUAUCUAAACAGUAAUGGUAAACAAUUGAAUCGUUGGUUUUGUUCAGCAGCAUCCACAUCGAAAUCAUCGGUAGUUGUUGAUACAACUCUUAAUUUUUUGGAACAGAGAGAAGAUGUACAACCACUGUCUCAACCUAUUGAACCAUCUUUUAUUCACAAGAAAUCGGUGAGUGAACAACCGGUUGCUCCACCAUUGGAGCCGAAACCAGCAUACUUUGAGAUCAACCCUGGAAACUCUGAUCCACUUCUGGAUCCAGUGGUCAAGGUAUUCUCUGUGCUAUCGUCACCCAAUCACUAUACUCCAUGGCAGAUGAAACCACAGCGUGAAGUUACAGGCAGUGGUUUCGUUAUUACUGGUAAGCGUAUUCUGACGAAUGCUCACGUCGUUGCCGACCAAACCAGUAUAAUGUUGACCAAGUUUGGUAAUCCCAACAAAUAUCAUGCAAAACUAUUGGGAAUUGCACAUGAAUACGAUUUGGCAUUGCUCACCGUCGAAGAUGAAUCAUUCUUUGAUGGAAUCGAUCCAUUGGAGUUUGGCGAUAUUCCAGAGUUGCAAGAUACCAUUACGGUUGUAGGAUUCCCAACGGGUGGAUCCAAUAUCUGUGUGACACAGGGUGUCGUCUCGAGAAUCGAUCUUCAACAAUAUGCACAUUCAGAGAGUAAGCUGCUCUCUAUUCAAAUCGAUGCCGCUAUCAACCCAGGAAACUCUGGUGGACCGGCACUUAUGGGUGGACAAGUCGUCGGAAUUGCAUUCCAGAAUCUGGCUGGUGCCAGCUCGGUUGGAUUCAUCAUCCCAACACCGGUUAUCAAUCGAUUCCUCAAUGACGUCGAGAAGAACGGAAAGUUUACAGGUGAACCAAUGAUUGGAAUGAUGGCGCAGUACUUGGACUCGGUGCCACGCUCCUACUUUGGAAUACCAAAGGAUCUCACUGGACUCUUGGUCAACGAACUUCAUCCACUGUCUGCCGCCAAAGACAUACUGCGUAAAAACGACAUUAUCACUCAUAUCAAUGGUGUUGCCAUCGCCAACGAUGGAUCGAUUGCUUUCAGGAGACGUGAGAGAAUCACCUAUGAAUAUUUACUCUCUUCACAUUUCAUUGGCGACAAAAUCAAUGUCACUGUUUUCCGUGAGGGACAGUCAAUGGAUCUAUCGGUGCCACUGGUGCCACAACACAGAAUGGUACCAUAUCAGACCUACGACAAACGACCAAGUUAUUUCUGUUACGCUGGAUUCGUCUUCACACCGGUGACACAUCCAUUCCUGACAGAGAUUGCAGAGGAUUUGGCAUUGACCUACAGACGUGUAUUUGAAAAAAUAGAAAGAAUAACAUCACCAAGCUCACAAGUUGUGGUCAUUUCACAGAUUCUGAUAGAUAAAAUCAAUCAUGGAUAUAGUUCCUUUGGAUUUUCAGAAGUUAAAAAAGUAAACGGUACACCCAUUAGAAAUUUAGCACAUCUCGUUCAAUUGAUCGAAGAGACUACAAAACCACAUGUAGUUAUCACACUUGAAAAUGAAUAUUUAAUAAUAUUGGAUAAAGAAGAAGCAAAAGAGGCAACCAUUAGAAUUAUGAAACAACAUGCUAUUCCAAGUGAUAGAUCAGAGGAAUUACAUUCAAUAAAGCAACAAUAA